AUGGCUGAGGGCUCGCUCGCAGAGCUGGGGGUAGAUACCAAAGCUGUACCGUGCUCCAGUGUCCUGGAGCUGGAGGAACUCUUGAGGGAGGGAAAGGUCUCCUGCAGCCGAGUGGACGAAGUCUGGCCUAACCUUUUCAUAGGAGAUGUGACCACAGCAAAUAACCGCUUUGAGCUAUGGAAGCUGGGCAUCACCCACGUGCUGAACGCUGCCCACGGGGGACUCUACUGCCAAGGUGGCCCUGACUUUUACGGCAGCAGUGUGAGCUACCUGGGGGUACCAGCCCACGACCUCCCUGACUUCAACAUCAGUGCCUACUUCUCCUCUGCAGCGGACUUCAUCCACCGUGCCCUCAGCACACCUGGGGCCAAGGUCCUGGUGCACUGUGUGGUGGGUGUGAGCCGCUCCGCCACCCUGGUCCUGGCUUACCUCAUGCUUCACCAUCAGCUGUCCCUGCGCCAAGCGGUGAUCACUGUGCGGCAGCACCGAGGGGUCUUCCCCAACCGAGGCUUCCUCCGCCAGCUGUGCCAGCUGGACCAGCAGCUGUGGAGUUCAAGCCAGAGCUGA
Messenger RNA from Chrysochloris asiatica (Cape golden mole), 567 nucleotides. Its product is annotated as dual specificity protein phosphatase 13 isoform A-like. The coding region runs from base 1 to 567 and encodes 188 amino acids. Gene Ontology annotation, molecular function: MAP kinase phosphatase activity; protein tyrosine/serine/threonine phosphatase activity. The transcript has 3 exons. The record is from RefSeq and is a predicted model, not a curated record. NCBI's taxonomy places the organism in Eukaryota, Metazoa, Chordata, Mammalia, Afrosoricida, Chrysochloridae. Gene Ontology annotation, cellular component: cytoplasm. Gene Ontology annotation, biological process: protein dephosphorylation; negative regulation of MAPK cascade.